AUCUUCAAUCUUCCAACUCGACAAACUCACGACAAACGACUCGAAGCCGCCAAAAUGUCGAGCGCCAAGGUCAAGACUGCACAGCUCUGGGGAAAGAGCAAGGAUGAUCUCACCAAGCAGCUCGAUGAGUUGAAGACUGAGCUCGGCCAGCUUCGUGUCCAGAAAAUCUCUCAGGGUGCUUCUUCCAAGCUCAACAGAAUCCACGACCUCCGCAAGUCCAUUGCCCGCAUCUUGACCGUCAUCAAGGCCAACCAGCGCGCCCAGCUCCGCCUCUUCUACAAGGGCAAGAAGUACCUCCCUCUCGACCUCCGACCAAAGCAGACUCGUGCCAUUCGCCGACGACUCACCAAGCACGAGGCUUCCCUCAUCACAGAGAAGCAGCGCAAGAAGAACAUCCACUUCCCUCAGAGGAAGUUUGCUGUUAAGGCUUAGAUGAAAAUAUGAUUUGCGUGUUCUUGCGUUUUUGAUAAAGGGGUGCAUGGAAAUGGGAAUAUCAUCCUUAUGAUAAUUGGUUCGGAGCCAAAAAUUCCAAAAAUGAGAAGAAAUGGACAUGAAUCUCUUUUUAAAACAAUAUCCAUUCCUAUCAAAUAAUGAAAUCAGACUUCAUUAUCACUUCUACAAGUCCUCUAGUUCUCUUUUUGAGGGUCGUCUGGGAAUAUUACAAGGUCUUUGUGGCCAU
Messenger RNA from Talaromyces stipitatus ATCC 10500, 679 nucleotides. Its product is annotated as 60S ribosomal protein L35. Bases 55 to 432 code for a protein of 125 amino acids. Gene Ontology annotation, cellular component: cytosolic large ribosomal subunit; ribosome. Gene Ontology annotation, molecular function: mRNA binding; structural constituent of ribosome. Gene Ontology annotation, biological process: translation; maturation of LSU-rRNA from tricistronic rRNA transcript (SSU-rRNA, 5.8S rRNA, LSU-rRNA). NCBI's taxonomy places the organism in Eukaryota, Fungi, Ascomycota, Eurotiomycetes, Eurotiales, Trichocomaceae. The record is from RefSeq and is a predicted model, not a curated record. The transcript has 4 exons.